This is a messenger RNA of Suillus subalutaceus, 806 nucleotides long. RefSeq lists its product as uncharacterized. NCBI's taxonomy places the organism in Eukaryota, Fungi, Basidiomycota, Agaricomycetes, Boletales, Suillaceae. The record is from RefSeq and is a predicted model, not a curated record. The annotation marks the transcript as partial. The transcript is spliced from 3 exons.
GGACGGUUUUGAGGCCCUUAGUAUCCUACCGCCCCAAGCUGUCACCUGUGGUUGCUCAAGCGCUCACUUGGCGCUACACGACUUCACGCGUUCCAUCGACAAUCAUGACCUCCAUCGACAUUUGACGGGUGUGCCAACAUCUACUUCCUUUCUAUAAUCAGCCAAGACCAUCACUUUUCAACAAGUUGAAGGUGUUUCGCUCACUAUAUGUAACGAUCAUGUAGGCAGCUGCAGUCGUUCAUCUCUACUCGCCAUCGCACAACUCCAACUUGCAUACGCUAUCGCUGCCCUGCGUUCUGCGGUUACUCUCAUCCUGAUUGCAGCAUCAAUGUUUGUCGCCGUCACUCUGCUUCGUGUGAUCUUGCACGGUCCCAAAGCUACCAAGCCAGGCGAUAUCUGCAACAUUUCUUAUCUUGUAGACCGACUAUCUAUCAGAAUCUACGCAAAUCCGUCGAGAUAUAAUACGGAUGCUGAAGGUCGUCUGGUGCUGGCUGGUGCAUACCUUGCUGUUCGCUGACUUACCACUCUUACCGGGUGACGUGACUAUCGUUCGCACUCUCGGCUUCUUAUGUAUUGAUAGGGCUAUAGUUACUGCACUGGGUGAGAUACUCAUCGGUGUUUUCAUGGUGGCGUCAUUUCAUCGCUACCCCUGAUAUCGCCUGUAUCUGACCGUGCUGCCGGAAAUGGGGAGUACGAUCGAUUCUGGUGCAUUCCCCUUGACGAAGAUUGUGGCCCACAGACCAUACUAUUCUAAGGCCGGCCUGUGCAGUGUCAAUCACCGGUCUUGAAAACUGGCGUUCUUGUUU